AAAAUAAUAAACAACUAAUUUUUGAGAAUAUGUAUUCUUUGUCAUAGUAUUUUCUAAUUGUAACAUAAUAUAACCUUAAAUAUGGAUUUAUUAUAUACUGUGAAUAGAAAAGUUGCUCCAAAACCUUUUCUAAAUCAAGAAAGUAAUCAAAUUUUUAGCCUGUAUGAGGGACAAUCUUUAUGUUCAUUAUCUAGUCGUAAUAUUGUUGCUUUUACUACAACUACAGAGUUAGAUGAUAAUAAUGGAAAAACAUGGGGAUCUCAUGUUUAUGUUUGUGACUUGAAUAUGCCUUGGCAUACUCAUAAAGUGUUAUCAAACAAAAAUAUUAUCACUGCAUUAGAAUGGGAUUUGUCAGGUGAUAAAUUAGUUGUUGCUGAUUCUAUUGGAAAUAUUCAAUUAUGGAUGUUCAAAGAUCAUGUUCUUAAUGAUUGGGUAUUAAUUGGCUCUACCUGUUUUGUUGGUGAACAUAUAUUAGGUGCAGCUUGGUUUCACAAUGGGAAAAAGACAGGACUGGUAACAGAAAAAAAGGAUAGUAUUCAUUAUAGUGAAAAAUUUAAUCAUUUACCUUUUGCUCCCUCCGUAAGACAAUUUGGAGGCAGAGCAGCAGAGGGUGUAUUAGUAGUUUCAACAACAGGCAUGGUUGGUGCUGUUAUGAUUACAAAAGAUUUUCAAAAUCCUAUUUGCUCCUCUACAGAGAGUUUAGGCAGCACAAGACACAGGAUAACAGCAGUUGAUUUAUGUUAUGGAAAAAAUGGUCAUAUUUUAGUAGCCAUAAGUAGUGGAAAUAUUUAUUUACCAAUUAGAUGUUAUAGGGUGUUAGUACGUAAAAAUGAUGAUAAAUGUACUAUAACUUCACAAGCAUUGCCUAGUUUUUUUCUACAAGAUGGUGCACCAAAAGACAAUACAUAUACAAGUGUAACACAUUUGAAGUUUGUAGUCAGAGAAGAUGCAGAUUCUUUAGUUAUAGCUGUAAAUAGUGAUAGUGGUGGUAUAGUGGAAGUAUGGGAAUUGAGAGAAAAAUCACAACCAGUUCACAAAUUAUUUCAGCCUAAAACGUUAGAACCAUUUAAAACUAUAGUAGUAUGGCAACAUCAAUCGCAAUAUCGUUGUUCGUCUCCGAUUGCAGCGAUAGCAACUACAAAAUUAUCUAUAGUUACCACAUUACCUCCUCCAAGUUAUGUUGUAGUAGCUUUAGCGGAUUCAUCGAUACAUUGUUUAAGUCGUGAUUGUUUAAAGGAAAUAUCGUUUUCUUCUUUAAAUAUGGCAUGGCGACCUGAUGAACCUAAUAACAAAUAUUUUAAAAGUUCCGUUUCGAUAACCAAUAUAGAUAUAUCUUGGCUUGGUUGUGUACUUUUAGCUUGUGAUACACGCGGAAAUCUUUAUUUAUAUAAAUUAUUACCUGAUGGAGGACCAUCAUUAACAUUAAGUUAUGCUUGUACACUAUUAGAAUAUUGUUUAGUAACGGGAUUAGAUUGGUUGGAUGUACUCUUGUGUUUAAGAUCUUCGAUGAUCGAGCCAUUGUGCGAUAGAUUGGAUGUUUCUUUUAAUAGACAAUUGCAGCCUAUACAACAGUAUCAUUAUAUUCAAUUUCUUUGCAUCAAAAUAUCAUUAUACAGAAUGCUAGUAUCAGGACAAAGUAAAGCUGCCGAUUUGUCAUCAUUACUUAUGAUACAUUCGGUAGCAACCGCGUUUAAAUCAUUAUUACGGCCGUCAGAUUUAAUUUCUCAUGAUAAGGGACCAGCAGAGAGCUUAGCAACAGUAAUUAAUGAAGCAAUUACUGAUGUAGAUAAGGUACUUUUACAUCUCGAUCCUAAAGAAUUUACUGUGGAACCAAGUACGUUACAAUCGUUACAACAAUUGAUUCAAUGGGUCGCAGAUCUGGCUUUAAAUCUUCUGGCUCGUCUUCCAGAACAGAGAUUGCAAAUGAAGUCUGGUGGUUAUGAACUUCUAAAAGAUCAUAAAGCCUUGAAUACAUUAAGAGAAUUACUUGUGAUAAUACGUAUAUGGGGUUUACUGCGUCCUUCGUGUCUUCCAGUAUUUCUUCGUAGUGCUGAUAAUCUCGAUGUAUUGGCCCUUUUAUUCCGUUUAUUAUCAAAAUUGGUUCAACCAAAUGGUGAUGGUCAAACUCAACAAAUAGAUGAUGGUCUAAUUGAUGAUUGUUGCUUGUUACCUAAUCAAAUUAUGAUACCUCAAUUACAUCAAGGCAAUAGUAUAACAGCUAUUGCUACACCUGUGCUUUUUUAUCAAAAUUUUCCUUUGCAGUUAGAAUAUAGCAUAGAACCAGAACAAUUAUUAUUUGUACCUGAAUUUAAUCCAAUUGAAGGUUGUAUGCAUAGUGGUCAGAUUGUGGAUGGUAUAAGGCAUUUGUAUCUUGGAAAACAACCACUUCUUGUUAAGCAAUGUACAAGGUGUGUUGGAAAAGCUCAAGUUCAAAAUAUGACAAGAACAGCUGCAAUUAGAGCAUGGGAUCAGAGAUGGGCACGAGCUUGUCGUUGUGGUGGCAUUUGGCGAAUCCAUAAAGCUUGUUCUUAAAUAAUUAAAUAAUUUAUAGUAAUAUAUAUUGUGAUUUUAUACAUGAUAAGAUGAUAAAUUACAUUUUUAUUUAAGAUGUAUUUGAUAUUGAACAAAUUUCAUUUCAUAUUUCAUAUGUAAAUAAUUUUUAUUUAGAUAGGUAAAAUAAUUAUUAAUUUAAUAAAUAAAAUGAUUAUUAAUUUUUA
Apis cerana (Asiatic honeybee) is the source of this 2717-nucleotide messenger RNA. It is a transcript of the gene MED16, whose product is annotated as mediator complex subunit 16. Lineage: Eukaryota; Metazoa; Arthropoda; Insecta; Hymenoptera; Apidae. The record is from RefSeq and is a predicted model, not a curated record. Gene Ontology annotation, biological process: positive regulation of DNA-templated transcription. Gene Ontology annotation, cellular component: mediator complex.